AUGCCCCCGGCACGGGCCGCCCCGGUGCUCGACCCGCGCAAACUGGGGCAAGCGGCGUUGCUGGCGUGGGUGCGCCACAACGAGGAGGGGAUCCAAUCGCAGCAGACGAAAUGGAUCCUGCACCAGUUAUGGACGCUCCCACGAGCCCAGCAAGCCCGGUUGCUGGAGACGAGCGGCAUAUGCGCUCAUUGGAAGGCUGGGGAGACUUUCCUCUUGCAGGACGCGCCGCCUCUAGCCUUCGACCCUCUCGCUGCGGAAGAUGAGCCCCUUCUUCCCGAAGGCUGGGUGCCGCUCGUCAUGGAGCGCCAUCCUAGCUGCUGCCUUUCCCGGGAGUUGAAGCGUGGCGUUUACUCCCACGACUUCAAGACCACCCGCCCCAAGCCCAAGAAGCUCCAAAGGUUUCGGGCUCGGGGCGUUGGCCAGGUAAUGCAUGCCGUCAUCGGCAAAGAUGACGGGCACAUGUACUAUUCGGCCACGCCCUUGGAGAGUAGCCCUACUGCAAAGGCUAUUCUCAACAGUGGAGAGAGCAUCAACGCUCAAUAUGCCCGCUUGCCGCUGCUCCUAACGCCCAGCGAGGCUGUGCCUCAUGCUGCGGCUAUUCAGGUGCGGCCGGAGGACGAAGUGCACGGGCAUAAGAUCCGGGAUGGGCAAGCCGAAAUAGGACCAGAGCUGGCUGCCAACCUGGGCAUGCUGGCCACAGCCCGCACCGACGCCGCCACUUUUGUGUACGACGCAAGCCAAUUCCGAGCUUGUUUGCGCCUGGCCUCUGGCGGCUUUGGUCUCUGCAAGGGCAUGCUGUUUGUCAAUGAGGCACUUCAUGGCUGGGACAUCAGCAUGCCCAGCAGCUGCGUCAAGCUCAAGCUGUUUGGGUCCCUGAAGGUGCAACACGGCAGCCCAGCUCAGCCAGGUUGGGAUUUGGUGGCGCUCACUUCAGGCGGACUGCCGCGGCUCAAUGCUCAGGUGCUGUCCAUCUUCUUCAUGCGGGCUUUGCUGAUGCCUGCCUCUGAGAGAAGUGAUUUAAUGGACUGUCUCAAGAGCUGGUUGGGCAAGCUUCUGGAACUGACCGUCCGUACCAGCCGAGACAUAGCCUGGAGCCUACCGCGCGGGGCGCACCCCAUCCCCGCUGGGUACACUGCCACGCCCCUCUUCCCGCCACCUGCUGUGUGCGCAGGACCCCAUGUAAACUGGGAGGAGUGGCGAACUCCGCAGCACAUGGUUCAGGUGGAGUUCGCAGAGCAAGGUGUGGGCCCCGAGACGUCCCUGGAUGUCCUCGACCAGGAGCUCGCUGAAGAGCGGGCGUGGACGCUGGCGCGGGGCACCAGGGACGCCCUGACCAUUGGCGGGCAAAGGUAUGCAGCUCACUACCAGGCCCUGCAAAACGAGCCCAGGCUGAACUUGCAGAACUUCGGCUGCAUGGUCGUCGCUGUCAGCGACAUGUGGGGUAGCCUGGGCCCCAAGCAGUGCCACAUCGUUCAUCGAGGCACAGUGUGGACGGGCAAGUUCGCAGUGUGGCGAAGCCCUGUCAUGACCCCGGACGAUGUGCAAGCCACUUUUCAUGAAGUUUGGAAGCUGGUUGUAGAAGCUGUACGCACAAACCAAAACAUACUUUGGUUGUCUUUUAGGAUCGUCUGGCUUGCGCGCAAGAAAGGUUUGGGUUGCCAAGCCCCUCCCGGCAGGGGUGAGGUUUGUCCCCGACAACAGCAUCGUCUGCAGUCGCGCUGUCUCCGACGAUGGUGGGCCACCAGGAUGUCUCGGCCUUUCCACCGGUGA
Messenger RNA from Symbiodinium sp. CCMP2592, 1770 nucleotides. The record is from the annotation of a GenBank genome assembly. NCBI's taxonomy places the organism in Eukaryota, Dinophyceae, Suessiales, Symbiodiniaceae.